CAUUUUUUCUAGAAUGCGAAAGGGGAUUUUACGGUAUCAACUGUACUCGUCCCUGUGGACAUUGUACAAAAAAUGCAACAUGUGAUCACGUGACUGGUUCCUGUCCUAAUGGAGAUUGUGAGCCAGGGUGGGAACAUACACCUGAUAAAAGAUGCAAUAUUGAAUGCAAUAAUGGUACUUUCGGAGAACGCUGUAUGUACAAUUGCAGUGGACAUUGUAAAGGUGGAUUACCGUGCAAAAAAGAUGAUGGAAUCUGUAUUGAAGGGUGUGCAGAUGGAUGGACAAAGGAUAAGUGCGAUGAAGAAUGCAAAAGGGGAUUUUACGGAAUGAAUUGUACCCAUCCCUGUGGACGUUGUGCUAAAACAGAAAAAUGUGAUCACGUGACUGGGUCCUGUCCUAAUGGAGACUGUGAGCCAGGAUGGAAACAUACACCUGAUAAGAGAUGUGAUGAAGCAUGCAACGACUAUUUUUAUGGAAAGAACUGUACAAAUCCUUGUGGAAAUUGUGCUAAAACCGAAAAAUGUGAUCACGUAAAUGGUUCCUGUCCAAAUGGAGACUGUGAGAAAGGAUGGAAAAAUACACCCGAUAAAAGAUGCAAUAUUGAAUGCGAUAAUGGUACGUUCGGAGAACACUGUAUGUACAAUUGCAGUGGGCAUUGUACAGGUGGAUUGCCGUGCAAAAAAGAUGAUGGAAUCUGUAUUGAAGAGUGUGCAGAUGGAUGGACAAAGGAUAAGUGCAAUGAAGAAUGUCCUACGGGUGCUUAUGGGAAAAAAUGCGAAAGAAUAUGCGGCAACUGCGGCGGUAAUGACACCUGUAAUCAUAUUAGUGGAUCAUGUCCAAAUCUGUGUGCACCUGGGUUUCAGGCAGAAAAAUGUGACACCGAAUGUGACAACGAUACAUUUGGAUUGCGCUGCAAUCUUACUUGUUCAAAAGGUUGUUUUACCCUCUGCAAUAAGAGAAAUGGAACCUGUGACAAAUGUCACAACGGAUUCAUUGGGGAAUUUUGCAAUAUUACAGUUGCAGAAAGCCAGGUACAGGAUUUGAUACAGACAGAUGCAGGGGUAGCUGCUUUCUUUGUCAUAUUCGUCAUAGUCGUCAUCGUACUAGUGGUUGUCAUGGCCAGAAAAUCAAGAAAGAAAAAAGCACAUGAAAUAGAGUUACAAGACAGGAAAGAAAUGCCUAAUAGUGGUUAAAACCUACCAUGAGAGCCGUUCCCUCCGCCGCGGCUGCUGAUAUCUGGAGUGAACGGAUAUUCAGCUUACAAGUAGUGAUCACCUGGAUUUUUCAAUUAAAUUUAUUCAAAAACAUUAAAGCUAUAUAUGCCGUAUUAGUGUUUUAUUUUAAAAGUAAUAAAUAUAUGUGGUGUCUCAUCAAGUUAAAAGUGAUGGAGGGGAAUUGUCU
Messenger RNA from Saccostrea cuccullata (small rock oyster), 1401 nucleotides. Its product is annotated as multiple epidermal growth factor-like domains protein 10. The transcript is spliced from 10 exons. Gene Ontology annotation, molecular function: scavenger receptor activity. The record is from RefSeq and is a predicted model, not a curated record. Lineage: Eukaryota; Metazoa; Mollusca; Bivalvia; Ostreida; Ostreidae. Bases 195 to 1193 code for a protein of 332 amino acids.